Neoarthrinium moseri is the source of this 954-nucleotide messenger RNA. RefSeq lists its product as uncharacterized. Gene Ontology annotation, molecular function: 2,4-dienoyl-CoA reductase (NADPH) activity. The record is from RefSeq and is a predicted model, not a curated record. The transcript has 4 exons. NCBI's taxonomy places the organism in Eukaryota, Fungi, Ascomycota, Sordariomycetes, Amphisphaeriales, Apiosporaceae. Gene Ontology annotation, biological process: fatty acid catabolic process. The coding region runs from base 1 to 954 and encodes 317 amino acids.
AUGCCGCUUGAGAGGGCCGAGUAUCUGAGUAAUGUGUGGAAGGAGGGCAUCUUCAAUGGCCGAGUGGCAUUCGUCACCGGCGGAGCUGGCUCCAUCUGCAGCGCCCAGACAAGGGCUCUCGUCCAUCUGGGUGCCAAUGCCUGCAUUAUCGGGCGCAACGUCGAGAAGACCGAGGCGGCGGCCAAGGACAUCGCGACGGCGCGGGAAGGCGCCAAGGUCAUCGGAAUUGGCGGUUGCGAUGUGCGGGAUCCCGAAGCAUUGAAGAAAGCCGCUGAAAGAUGCGCAAAUGAACUGGGUGGUAUUGACUUCGUCAUCGCCGGUGCCGCCGGUAACUUUGUUGCCCCCAUCUCUGGGCUGAGCUCCAAUGCGUUCAAGUCCGUCAUGGACAUUGACGUCCUUGGCACUUUCAACACCGUCAAGGCGACAGUGCCAUAUCUCAUCGAAUCCGCAAGGCGGAAUCAGUACCCCACUGCCGACGGCCUAACGGGCGGCAGAAUCAUCUAUGUUUCUGCAAGUUUCCACUACACUGGCAUGCCAUUCCAGGCCCACGUGUCCGCUGCAAAGUCGUCCGUGGACUCAAUAAUGGCAUCUGUGAGCCUCGAAUACGGCCCCUACGGCAUCACGUCCAACGUCAUCUCCCCCGGCGCCAUCGAGAACACCGAGGGCAUGCUGCGGUUGUCGAGCAGCAAAACGACCAAGGCCCAGAUCGCCGCCAGUGUUCCCCUCGGCCGCUGGGGCACCAUACGCGAUAUCGCGGACGCGACCGUCUACCUUUUCAGCGAUGCCGGCAACUAUGUGAACGGUGAAGUGUUGGUAGUAGAUGGUGCAAAUUGGCGCCUCAAGACUGGGAAUGGCGUGGGCAUGGAAGCAGGCAUGAAUUAUCCCGAUAUUCUUUUCACGGGAGAAGUCUCGAAACAUGUGAAAAGCGGGAGGAAGGAGAAGCCCAAGCUAUGA